AUGGAAGACGAGCUGGGCCCGCCGCCGCCUGUGCCACCUCUGUCUCCGCGACGCCAGCGAUUCUCCAUAGCCUCGUUGAGCGAGAUGACGCCUGCGAGCACUUCUAGCAUGCACGUAUCAUCCGACUCACAGCACGACUCGGGCAUCGACCUAAGCUUUCCUUCUGAAAGCCGAAAGAGCAGCGAGCCGCUCACGCCUGAUCAGCUCAUUACACAGCUCUAUCAGAGGGCCGACGGCCGCUCGAUCAUUCCGCAGGAAGUCGUGGACGGCAUUGCGUUCAAACUGAAAGAGCAGGCCUCCAGGACUUACGUGGAGCUCCACAACUUUGCUCGUCGCGAGAAUGUGGCCUACGAGAGUCUUCAGAACAUCAUCGGGGCGUAUGCUGGAAAGGACUGGCCGCGGGUGAUCAUUGACGUGGAUCAUCAAUCCUAUCUUUGCAGCGAUGCCUUCACCGAGGGGAUCAAGUCGAGAAUCUCCGAAGCUGUCACUGCCGCCGGUCCAAAUAUGUCUGAUUUGACCGGCGCAGUCGGCCACACAAUCCCUUCACACCUUGUCUUCGCCCUGGCAACCGAGGCCGUUCCUCACACGCAGGGAGAGAUCCAAUUUAUCGGCGACCAUGUUGUCUAUCUUCAUUCAUGCGAGUCCUGUAGAGCCAAGAAGCAGCAGCAAGAGGCUCGCACGCAACAAACAGCAGAGCUUAUGCAGCAAGUCGACCGGCACGGAUUCUGUGUUCUGCCCGACCCAGCAGAUGAGAAUGAAGACGACGACAGCCUCAUUCGAGCAGUGAUCUGGGACUACCAGGAAUGCAAUCCCGGUCGAGGUCUCAUGCAUGUCACUGGGCAAGACGAUGAGACGAAGCGCACUGGGCGCAAGUGCAGGUUAUUGGUAGAGCCGUCGAUCCUCCACGAAGAACUCGACGUCCUGAAGCGGGCCAUGGCCACCCGAACAGAAAUAAUGUGGCGAAAGGACGCAAGCUCAACACACUAUUUCAACAUCAUAUCUGCUCUGGAGCCCUCAGACUUUGCUGUCCGCCCAAGGAGCCAACUCGCCGCCGUCCUGAUGCACAGCGACUAUGCCGAGGACCUUGAACGUGCAGCCCAGCAACACAUUAUCGCGCUCGACAAAGACCAACACGACAUCUUUGUCAAUCUCGUCGAAGGCCAGCUAUGGUGCCCGCUGCAUCUAUACGCGGCUGGCAUCAUCGCUACCCAAGACACCCUCCUACGGCAGGACCUCGAAGCCAUCAUUGUCAACCACUUCCAGAAACAAGUCAUCCCGGCAACCUUGGACGCCGUGCACGCGCAGAAGCUGAGGUACAAUCCGAACAGGAAAGAAGCCCUCAACAUCCUCGAAGAAGCUCGUGAUGGCCUGCAAACCUUCACACAACUGCAAGACACCAUCAUCCAAAUCGGCGACUGCCUACAGAUCGAUCCGCCGAGCGAGGGUCUAGUACUGGAUUUCAAGCACCGAGCACUACAGAGGACCGCCGAGGCCAUGCAGUAUCUGACGAACGCCGUCGAGAUUCUUCAAAAUCUGCUCUGGGUCUUGCUCGCGACUUCUGGGCCUGGCUUGUUCAUCAGUUCCGUCAAAUAUACCAGCCGCAUGAUUCAUCGAUAUGACGCCAUUGGCGAUCCGGAGAUCACGGGGUUGUUGAACCUAUGGUGGGAGAAGGUGAAGAGCGGAGGGCAUGACAGAGAAGAUCUGAGGCAGAUGAAGGAGUUGGGACGGGAGGCGAUCAACAUGUGGAUGGGCAACUGA
This is a messenger RNA of Lecanosticta acicola, 1758 nucleotides long. The record is from the annotation of a GenBank genome assembly. Lineage: Eukaryota; Fungi; Ascomycota; Dothideomycetes; Mycosphaerellales; Mycosphaerellaceae.